Molecule: messenger RNA, 1393 nt
Organism: Ctenocephalides felis (cat flea)
Lineage: Eukaryota; Metazoa; Arthropoda; Insecta; Siphonaptera; Pulicidae
Product: dedicator of cytokinesis protein 9-like
Biological process (GO): positive regulation of GTPase activity; small GTPase-mediated signal transduction
Molecular function (GO): guanyl-nucleotide exchange factor activity
Source: RefSeq, a predicted model, not a curated record
GUGUUCAUGAAACCCAGUACACAGAACAGCAACUCUUAGACCAAUUGGAGGCUUGCGCCGAGAGCUUAGAGCUUUCGGAAAGGUACGAGCUUUUGGGUAGCUUAUAUCGUCUCAUACUGCCAAUUCAUGAACGUAGAAGGGACUACGAGGCUUUGGCCGCCUGCUACGGCCGAUUGAGAGAGGCCUGUCUACGCGUAGCCGAAGUCGCCAGGACGGGGAAAAGAUUACUAGGUCGAUACUAUAGAGUGGCUUUCUUUGGCAGAGCCUAUUUUGAGGAAGAAGAUGGUGUCGAAUAUGUUUAUAAGGAACCAAAACUUACUGGUUUAGGAGAAAUCACCGAAAGGCUGCACAAACUCUAUUCUGAUAAAUUCGGAGUCGAAGUCGUAAGGAUGGUCAACGAUUCUUCACAGGUGGAUGAAUCUUCAUUAGACUCUCGACUGGCCUACAUCCAGGUGACCCAUUUGACUCCUCAUUGGGAACCAGGACAAUUACCAGAACAUUAUAGCGAAUUUGAAGUUAACCAUGAUGUAAAAACCUUCAUGUACGAAGCUCCUUUCACCAGAGAUGGCAGGACGAGAGGAUCUCCCAUGGAUCAGUGGAAGAGGAGGACCAUACUCACAACACAAUAUGCCUUCCCCUACGUCCUCAAAAGGAUUCCUGUAACCGCAAAACGAUCAGUAGAAUUGUCGCCCAUAGAAGUCGCCUUGGACGAAAUGAGAUCAAGAGUUUCCGAGUUGGACGAAGCAGUUUCUGCCAGACCUUUGGAUGCUAAGAAAUUACAACUUAGGUUGCAAGGAAGUGUGUGUGUUCAAGUGAAUGCAGGACCUUUGGCUUAUGCAACUGUUUUCUUGGAUCCUGCCUUGUCCUUGCAAUAUCCGGAGGAUAAAGUUGAAGAACUUAAGGAUGUUUUUAGGGAGUUUGUUAGAAUUUGCAACGAAGCCCUACGAGUCAACGACAGAUUGAUCACCACCGACCAACAAGAGUACCAAAACGCUUUAAGGGACAAUUUCCAAAAACUUUGUGAACAAUUAUCACAAAUAUUUAAUGAAUCUUUGUGGCCCUUGCCAGAUGAAUGUGGACAAAGGGAUAGUUUGGCACUUUUCAGUGCAAUCAGUGGAGCUCAGUACAAUUCUAGUACUGCCUAAAUUCUAGUACUGCCUAAAUAAAGCUUCUGGAUUUUAUUUCAAAUAAUCAAGAACGAAUAACCGACUCGAAUCGCCCUCAACUAUUUAUUCUAGUUUUUAAAAAAACAUUUGCCAUGUAUAUAUACAUUUAAUAAUUUUGUUAUCAAUAUUAUUUUUUAAUUGUAUACAACUCAUUUUUCGUAGUUAUUAAAACGUUUGUUAUGUAUUUUAUAAUUAGUAAUAAUAAUUAUUUAAGUAUAAGUAUUAAU